AUGGAGAGACCCAAGACACCUCCCCGAAUCGGCAACGCAGACCGAUCCGGCGGCGUCCUCGCAACCUCAAUACUGGCCCUGACUAUCGUCGUACUGAUGAUAACCCUCCGCUUCAUCACUCGAAUCUGGAUCGUCAAGAAAGUCGGCUGGGACGAUUGGUGCAUCAUGUUUGCCGGCUUCGGCCAUAUGGUCGGCAUGGGGCUCAUUACCAAGGGCAUCGGCUAUGGUUUUGGUCGACCUGCUUACUACCUGACCGACCAUCAAUUUCAGGAGUUCAUGAAGUAUGCUUAUGGAGAGUGGCUGCAGGUCAGUCAGCCUGUCAUUGGCGUGGCUAUCUUGUUCGUAGACAUCAACCGACUGACUGGGCUGUCGUGGGCGAACAGACUUUCGCGACAUUAA
Messenger RNA from Bacidia gigantensis, 399 nucleotides. RefSeq lists its product as uncharacterized. NCBI's taxonomy places the organism in Eukaryota, Fungi, Ascomycota, Lecanoromycetes, Lecanorales, Ramalinaceae. Bases 1 to 399 code for a protein of 132 amino acids. The transcript has 2 exons. The record is from RefSeq and is a predicted model, not a curated record.